Molecule: messenger RNA, 1764 nt
Organism: Phytophthora sojae
Lineage: Eukaryota; Oomycota; Peronosporomycetes; Peronosporales; Peronosporaceae
Exons: 1
Coding region: 1-1764 (587 amino acids)
Source: RefSeq, a predicted model, not a curated record
AUGCUGCUGCACGUGGACACGGACCCGGGCGCCGCGCUGGCGCUGCGCUCGGGCGAGCGCUACGUCGUGGACCACCCGGACAAGCCCGCGGCGGCGGCGCAGGUCGUGGCCGUGGCCGUGGCCCCGUCGCCCGCGCGCCGACGCAAGCGCGACGUGCUGCGCCAGGUGUCCAUGCGGCUCUACCUCAAGGGCAAGCACGUGGCCGACGACGUGCUGCGCAACGUGGCGCCCGCGCGCCUGGCCGACGCCGAGCAGGUCUGCGGCCACGCGCAGUCGAGUCUGGAGCACGAGAUCCGCAACUCGCGCAAGACGCGCAAGCACCUGUGGCUGCCCAAGACGCAGGACGACUCGGCGCUGCUGGGCUCCACCGCGAGCCCCGAUAAGGCCAACCAGUCGGCCGUGCAGGAGUUCUUCCUCUCGCGCGUGACGGACCCGACGUCGUACUUCUACCGCUUCCACUACGACGACUACCACCACCUGGCCCCUCAGAAGGCCGAGGUGCAGCUCGUAGACGUGCAGUGGCUCAAGCCGCACGAACAGAUCGUGAGCUGGGAGCGCGUCAACGGCCUGCGGAAGGCCACGCUGUCCUGGGACGCGUACACGGAGCCGCUGCUGGUGGACAUCAAGACCGGCGCGAUCCUGGACGGCCACCAUCGGUACAACGUGGCCCUGCAGCUGAGACUCAAGCAGGUGCCAGCUGUGCUGGUGGACUACUUGGGGGACAACUCUAUUCAUGUGGACGUCUGGCCCGGAUGUGGACGCUCGCAGCUGACCAAGGAGGAGGUGAUUGCCAUGUCGCUGUCGCCCGACGUGUUCCCGCCCAAGACGAGUCGCCACAGGUUCACGGAGAGUCUGCCGCCCAUUUCCAUCCCGCUCUCGGUACUGCGCCAGCCCCCGAUCCCCAUCGAGGAGAUCACACAGACUACGGCGCCAGUCUCCAAUGAAGCGAUGCAGACGGAGACGCUGCGCGCGCUGCAGCGCAAGCCGAGUCUCCAGCAAGUGUCGAUCCGCCUGAUCUGUGGUGCCCAGAACCUGGCCACGUCGGUGACCAAGAGCCUGUUCCGUGGCCGUCUGCGCUCCAUCGACCGCGUCCGUGAGACCACCCGGAUGGACUUGAUCAGGCGACCAUCGUACGACCCGAAGGACUUCUUCAACGCCAUUCGCGAGAACGACCCGACGUCGAGCUUCUGCCGACAGAAGGCCGCGACGUUGGAGGACCUGCUAUCGGACGACAAGGAGCGGCGCCAGAAGUUCUUCUUGACGCGUAUUGCAGACCCGACGUCGUACUUCUACAAGUAUCACUUCGACGCUCGCCCGCAGCGCCUGCCCAAGAAGCUCGUGGUGCAUGUCGCGUCGCUACGCUGGCUGAAGGCGCACGAGCAUGUUGUGAGCUGGGACCGUGUCGACGGUCUGCGUCGCGCCACCGUGCGCUGGAAUGCGUACCUGGAGCCGUUGCUGGUGGAUGCCAAGACCGGCGCCAUCCUGGACGGCCACCACCGCUACAACGUCGGGCUUCAGCUGAAGCUGGAGUGCGUGCCGGUGGUGCUGGUCGACUAUCUCGAGGAUGACUCGAUUACAGUGGACGUGUGGCCGAAGUGCGGCCGCGACUCGCUCACGAAGCAGGAGGUGAUCGACAUGUCGCUGUCUGAUGAGCUCUUCCCGCCCAAGACAAGUCGCCACUCGUUCUCGGAUGACCUGCCGCCCAUUUCGGUGCCGCUGGAGCGUCUGCGGAAGGCGAUUGAUACAAACUACGUUCCACUGUAG